Molecule: messenger RNA, 885 nt
Organism: Strongyloides ratti
Lineage: Eukaryota; Metazoa; Nematoda; Chromadorea; Rhabditida; Strongyloididae
Product: Peroxisome biogenesis factor 1
Exons: 2
Coding region: 1-885 (294 amino acids)
Biological process (GO): protein import into peroxisome matrix
Cellular component (GO): cytosol; peroxisomal membrane
Molecular function (GO): ATP hydrolysis activity; ATP binding
Source: RefSeq, a predicted model, not a curated record
AUGGAAAAAUGUAAAAAAAUUUUAACUGAAACUAUUAUAUGGCCAUCAAAAUAUAUUGAAAUAUAUAAAAAUUGUUCUAUUAGACUUGGAAGAAGUGGUAUAUUAUAUGGUCCUAGUGGUGUUGGAAAAAGUUAUCUUGUUAGAGCAUUAAUAAAAAAAUCUAAUCUUUAUACAAUAAUUAUUAAAGGACCAGAAUUAUUAUCAAAAUAUAUUGGUAGUAGUGAAGAGAAUGUUAGGAAAAUUUUUGACAAAGCAAGACAAAAUAAACCAUGUCUUCUUGUUUUUGAAGAGUUUGAUGGAAUAGCUCCAAGGAGAGGUCACGAUUCAACUGGUGUAACUGAUCGUGUUGUAAAUCAACUUUUAACUGAAAUUGAUGGUGUUGAAAGUUUAGAUGGGGUAUAUAUUAUUGCAACAACAUCUAAAAUUAAUUUAAUAGAUCCAGCACUUUUAAGACCAGGAAGAUUAGAUUAUAAAAUUGAAUGUAAAUAUCCUACACAGGAGGAAAGAGUUUCUUAUUUAAAAUUAUAUAUACCAAAAAUGGGAAUGAAAUUAAAAAGUAAUAUAAAUAGUGAUAAAGAAGACAUAGAGAUACAAGAUGACCUAAAUAUUUUGGGAGAAUGUAUGGUUAAUUGGUCUUUUGGAGAAAUAAAAGGUGCCCUUACAAAUACUUACUUUAUGGCCUUGAGAAGAGUACAUAUCAGUGGAACAAGUAACAUUAAUAAUGAGACAUAUGAAGAUGAAACAAUAAUAAUAACAAGAGAUGAUAUAGAAAAUGCUAUUAAAGAAAGUAUCCCAAAAAGGUUAAUGUUAUCAUUAGAUGGAUAUCAAAGUUAUUUAGGAGAUGAAAUCAAUGUCAAGACAGGUUCAAAAACAACUUUAGCAUAA